AUGCUCGUAUACUUCUUACACGACUUCUCUUUGCAUAAAGAGGCAUCUGAGGAGAGUAAAGAGUUGGAGAGCGCCCGGAAGCUUUCAUCGAUGAGCCCGGCGAUGGACCUGACAGUCGAUCCAUGCGAGGACUUCUACGGCUUUGCCUGCGGCAACUGGGCGAGAGAGAACCCGGCGCCCGCCGGCAAGGACACGUGGGAUACUUUUACAAACUUGAAUCGAAAAAAUCAGCUUGUCUUGCGGGAUGCACUCGAUGAUUUGAUGAAGCGAGGCGGGAGUCUCGAUGGAAGUUCGGCGGAGGUGCAGGCUCUGCGCUAUUAUGCCUCCUGCAUGGACCAAGAUGGGAAGAUCGAGGAGCUCGGCGCCGCUCCUCUCUUGGAACUGAUCGAGGAACUCGGGGGAUGGAACGUUUCGUCGGAGAAUUUUCAGGCCAUGACGUGGGACUUCCAGCAGACCGUUCAGAAGAUGCACAAUCGAUUCAAUAUCGGUGGACUCUUCCAAUGGAAGAUUGAGGUAGGACUUCUCCUGCGAAAUGAAACAAGAGAAGAGGCAUCGAAAGAAGUACUUCUAUCGAUACGAACUCAGAUGAGAGAGGUGAUAGAAUUCGAGGUCUCCUUGGCCAGCAUAACAGUUCCCGAUGACGAGGGAUGGAAAGAAAAGAAACGAUACCCGAAGAUGCCUCUGAGAGAGCUUCAGUACUGCGCCCCAUUCGCGUACCUGAACGAAGCGUUCAGCCAAGUCGGGAAGCGCAUCGACGAGGACGAACCCGUCCUGGUCCUCGCCUUGGACUACCUCUCCCGCCUGUCGAAUCUGGCGAAGGCGCUGCUGGCAUCGACCGAGGGGAAAAUUGUGCUGGGAAACUACAUGAUGUGGCACGCCGUGAGGCCGACGAUCCCCUUCCUGUCGCGAUCGUUCCGAGACGCCGCCGACGUCGGCCUGAAGGACCUCGUGGGUGGGAGACGGGAGGCGAGCAGGUGGGAGGCGAGCAGGUGGGAGGACUGCGUGGCCGACGCCACCGAGGCCUUCGGGGAUGUCGCGGGGGCGCUCUUCGUCAAGGAUCGGUUCGAGGGCAAGGUCCAGGCCGAGGAGAUGAUGAUGGAGGUGAAGGAGGCCUUCGCGAGGAACCUGGUGACCUUGUCGUGGAUGGAAAAGAAGACCCGGCACGCCGCCGUGGUCAAGACCAACGCCACGACCUUCCUGAUCGGCCAUCCCGAUUUCAUCCUGGACUCCGCGAAACUGAGCGAGAUGUACGACGGCGUGAACCUGAAGCCAGACGCAUACUUGAGAAACGCCAUCCUCAUGAAGCAACGGGCGCUUCGAAACACCCUCGAAAACCUCAACAAACAAAUCGACCGCACCCAGUGGCACAUGCCUCCAUCGACAGUGAACGCCUACUACGCCCUGGAUUUGAACCAGGUGGUUAUCCCUGCCGGGAUACUGCAGCCUCCGUUCUUUUCGCCGGAUUCGCCAGCGGCCGCGAAUUACGGCGGAAUCGGCGUGGUCAUGGGGCACGAGCUCGCGCACGCGGUUCAAGGCCAGGGCCGGGAAUACGACAAGGACGGGAACAUGAACGCGUGGUGGAGCGACGCCGACGCGCGGCGAUUCGACAGGCGCGCCGAGUGCUUCGCCCGCGAAUUCGCGAAUUUCGGGGUCGACGGGACGCAGGCGCUGAAUGAGAACUUGGCGGAUAGCGGGGGACUGAAGGCGGCGUACGCGGCGUUCGACGCGUGGCUGUCGCGGCGACCGCGGCGGUCGCGGCGGUCGCGAGAUGGCUUCAAAUUCACUUCUCGGCAGAUGUUCUUCGUCGGAUACGCGCAGGCUCUGUGCUCGGUGGAGGCGGUGGAAGCACUUUUCGACAAGCAUUCGCCGAAGAGGAUUCGAGUCGUCGCGGCGCUGAAGAAUAGCGAUGACUUCCGCCGGGAAUUCAAUUGCCGAAGGGGAUCGCCGAUGAAUCCUUCCAGGAAGUGCAAGGAAGUUCCCAGUCGGCUGGGCCGACCCCGAGGACCAGUCGGCUGGGCCGACUCCGAGGAAGGGAGGAGGAUGCGCGCGUCCUUGUCCCCACACCACAGGGGAGUGGAUGUCUGGAGGCAUCCUGUGGAUGUCGGGUUUCAGGCCGUUUCUGGGAACGAUGGAUUGGUAAGCGUUCUCAGGCUCCUCCUCUGCGUCAUCACCCAAACCCCCAACCCCAACCCCAACCCCAACCCCAACCCCAACCCCAACCCCAACCCCGACCUUGCCCCAAAAAAGCGGAUUUUCGUCCCGAAUAUGCAACGAAAUCUGAAUGCACUUCCACAGGAAUGA
Darwinula stevensoni is the source of this 2301-nucleotide messenger RNA. The record is from the annotation of a GenBank genome assembly. NCBI's taxonomy places the organism in Eukaryota, Metazoa, Arthropoda, Ostracoda, Podocopida, Darwinulidae.